Rotaria sp. Silwood2 is the source of this 1591-nucleotide messenger RNA. Lineage: Eukaryota; Metazoa; Rotifera; Eurotatoria; Philodinida; Philodinidae. The record is from the annotation of a GenBank genome assembly.
UUCCUCGUGAAAUUCUACAUCUAGUAGAUCAUGAACCAACCAAAAUUAACGAGGGCCCAAAACUGACCCUUAUACGCCCCCAUCCUUUCUCUAGGAAGGCAGAAGCUCAAUGAAUCCCAAGCUAAAACUAAAUCAUAUUAUCGUCUGAUGAAUUAUUUAGCUAUUGUGUCCAGAUAUAAAAACCGUUUUCUAAUUCUUGAUUUGACAGUUUUUUCAUCUAUUUGUGUCUGACAUUCCUUACACAAACCUAUUAGACCCCUACCGUUAGUGUUUAUUAAAUAAAUCUUGAGACUUCGAAGCGACACUUCAUCCAGUCUUUUGUCCUAAAAGGAGUAAAGACGGAUGAUGUUUAUUUUCUUGCUUGUCAAACAUUCUUAGCUUCACUUGAAUUUCUUGAGAUAAGUACAAGUUAAGAUCGUGAAACGAAUUCUUUGUUGUUUUGUGAAAUUAUCAAUCACUCUGUAGUAACUUUACUCCAUGUUUUCCAUAAUCGCUUCUUUAUUUUCUUUCUUCUUUUCUCACCUCGUUUUAUUUCUUCCUAUAAUGCAAGUAUGCUCUCCAAUUAUAUUCCAUCGAAUCUCAAAAUAAUUCUUGUGCUCACUGUAAAUUUCUUGUAUUCUUUCCAAUCUAUAUUCUAUUAUUAGUAGGUACCAUUGCUAAUAUUCAUAAUAUCGAUGUUAAUCCAAAAUGGAUACAAGAAGGCAUCACCGUGGCUGGAGGUAAUGGAUUCGGCAAUGCGUUGAACCAACUAUGGGAUCCGAACGGUCUGUGUAUUGAUGACAAUAAUCAAGUUAUUUAUACUGCCGACAGCGACAACCAUCGUAUUAUGGAAUGGAAGUUUGAUGCGACCAGCGGUACAGUCGUUGCGGGUGGGAAUAAACGAGGAAAUCAACGCAAUCAAUUGAGCUUUCCAAGAAAUGUAAUUAUUGAUCAACAAAGUGAUAGUCUAAUUAUAUGUGAUUGGGGAAACAAACGAGUGGUAAGAUGGUCUUGUCGAUGUGGUACAAACGGAGAAACGAUAAUUUCAAACAUUGAAUCUUGUGGUGGUUUGGCUAUAGACAAUAAUGGAUCUAUCUACAUCUCUGAUUUUAAUAAAGGUGAAGUCCGACGAUAUGAAAUAGGAGAGACUUAUGGCACAGUAGUUGCAGGUGGUAACGGAGAAGGCAAUCAGCUCAAUCAACUCAACGGUCCUACCUACAUAUUUGUUGAUCAGAAUCAUGCAGUCUAUGUAUCGGACAAGGAUAACCAUCGUAUAAUGAAAUGGGACAAAGGGGCAACUGAAGGUGCUCUUGUCGCUGGUGGCCAUGGUAAAGGUGAUGAUCUUACACAAUUAAAAUAUCCUUAUGGAGUAUUUGUUGAUCGUUUGGGUACUCUCUACGUAGCUGAUUCCUGGAAUAAUCGAAUAAUGCGUUGGCCUAAAGGUUCUACACGAGGUGAAAUCAUUGUUGGUGGCAAUGGUAUUGGAGAACAAGCAAACCAACUGAAUUAUCCUAUCAGCUUAUCAUUUGAUCGACAAAGCAAUAUGUAUGUUGUCGACCAAGCAAAUCAUCGUAUACAAAAAUUCCAGAUCGAUAUGUCAAGUUCAUCUUGA